Messenger RNA from Penicillium atrosanguineum, 993 nucleotides. Its product is annotated as triglyceride lipase. Gene Ontology annotation, molecular function: triacylglycerol lipase activity. Lineage: Eukaryota; Fungi; Ascomycota; Eurotiomycetes; Eurotiales; Aspergillaceae. The transcript has 8 exons. The record is from RefSeq and is a predicted model, not a curated record. The coding region runs from base 1 to 993 and encodes 330 amino acids.
AUGGGAUAUGCAGGUGCUAUCCCAAGGAUAAGCAAAGCCCCAGUAAACAUCCAGAUCAAAUACUUACCCGCGGCACGUCGAAACUUUCAUGCAACCUCGCGCAGCCCAAGUCCCAUUCUCGAGCCGCGGUUGGAGGAUCAUGGCCGAGUCAUCCGCGACGAAUACUCGGUGAUCCGAGACAAAUAUGCCGCGCCAAAGCACCCCAUUGUUCUUGCACAUGGCCUCCUUGGAUUCGAUGAAUUGCGCCUAGCAGGUCCGUACCUCCCCGGCGUGCAAUAUUGGCGCGGAAUCAAAGAGGCACUUUCAGCGCAAGGCGUUGAAGUUGUUACAGCUUCGGUGCCUCCGUCUGCGACGAUAGAAGAGCGCGCAGAGGAGUUGGCGCGGGAUAUUGAAACCGGGGCGCGGGGGAGGGAUGUUAAUAUCAUUGCGCAUAGUAUGGGUGGCCUUGAUUCUAGAUACAUGGUCAGCAAACUGCAGCCACAGUUCAAAGUAUUGUCGUUGACUACCAUCGCGACCCCGCAUCGAGGAUCAUACGUGGCGGACUACGUCUUAGAUCAGAUUGGAGCCGACCGUCUACCCCAAAUCUACUAUACCCUGAACCGAAUGAAAGUCGAAACAGGCGCCUUUUCCCAACUAACCAGGAAGUACAUGUCUGAGACAUUCAACCCAAAUACACCCGAUGUGGAUGGCGUUCGAUACUUUUCCUAUGGUGCAGCGGUACAACCAAGUAUCUGGUCCGUCUUCCGACUUUCUCACAAAAUCCUAGCCCAGAUGGAGGGCGCGAACGACGGCUUGGUUAGUGUGGCUAGUAGUCGGUGGGGGGGAGACCAUGGGUAUAAGGGAACGCUGGAGGGUGUCAGUCAUUUGGACUUGAUUAAUUGGACGAAUCGGUUGAAAUAUUUGGCAGGGGAUUUGUUGGGGACUCCGAGGAAGUUUAAUGCCAUUGCGUUUUAUUUGGAUAUUGCUGAUAUGUUGGCGAAAGAGGGCCUUUGA